CGGUGAUUGCCACUCUCACACUCUACACGUUGUCAACACACCGUGCCGGAUUACAGACGACAGCGGAGAAGACUCGUUGACAGACCCGAGGACACGACCUGAUCUUUAACCUUGCAUCAACAUGUCAAAAGUAUUUAAGAAGACCAGCGGCAAUGGGCAUAUUACCCUGUACUUGGGGAAGAGAGACUUUGUGGACCAUGUGGAUUCAGUGGAAGUAAUCGAUGGUGUUAUUAAAGUGGACCCCGCUGGUCUUGAAGGCAGAAAAGUAUUUGUCUACCUUGCCUGUGCCUUCCGCUAUGGAAGCGAUGACUUGGAUGUCAUCGGGCUGUCCUUCAGGAGAGACAUCUGGAUCAAGCGGGUUCAGGUGUAUCCACCUACAGGUGAAAACACAGCCAAAACCCCAAUGCAGGAGUCACUGCUAAAGAAAGUUGGAGAGCAGGGAUGUCCCUUUUCUUUCCAGUUGCCAACAGAUCUGCCAUGUUCAGUCUCCUUACAGCCUGGGCCAAAUGAUGCUGGCAAGGCCUGUGGUGUGGACUUUGAGGUAAAAGGAUACAUUGCCAAGGAGGCCAACAAUGCAGAUGAAGUCGUUGAAAAGAAGGACACAUGUCGCCUGAUGGUCCGCAAAAUACAGUUUGCACCAGCCAGCAACAAGGCCGGACCCAAAGCUGAUAUCGCCAAGCAGUUCAUGAUGACUGACAAGCCUAUUCACCUGGAGGCCUCCCUUGAAAAAGAGAUUUAUUACCACGGAGAUCCAAUCGUUGUCAACGUGAAAGUCAACAAUGAAACCACCAAGAUUGUGAAGAAAAUCAAAGUGUCAGUUGAGCAGCUAACAAAUGUGGUGCUGUACUCAUCUGACACUUACGCCAAGGCAGUCUGCACUGAAGAGUUUGGGGAGACAAUAAACGCAAACUCUACAUUUGAGAAGGCCUUCCAAAUAACCCCUAUGCUGGCCAACAGCAAAGAGAAGCGUGGCCUUGCAGUGGAUGGGAGACUAAAAGACGAGGACACCAACCUAGCAUCUACCACCCUGAGCCAAGGAGAAAAGGAGAUGCAGGGAAUCAUUAUCUCCUAUAAAGUCAAGAUCAAUCUGAUGGCGUCCAGCGGAGGCCUUCUGGGUGGCCUGACAGGAGGUGAUGUCACUUUGGAGCUUCCUCUGACUCUGAUGUCCCCAAAGCCCGCAGGUGACAAAUUGGAUUAAAGACCUCUUUAGUCAGGACAGACAUUUCAAUCGGGUCCAUGGACAGCUGAGACAACAAGCAAAGGAAAAUCACACCUCUGAAAGACAAUAGAGAACAAAAAGGAACUCAACAUUACUAAGGAACAGCACUGGUUGUCAACGAGUCACUUCAAUGUUCUUAUUUCUCCUGUACAUCUUCAUUUUAUUGGGCAUUCCCAUGAGAGCUCUUUCACUGAAAAUGAAUCAAACUCAGAUUUAAACAUGUAUUGUCAAAUUUUCUUCAUUUAAGAAAGGCCCUUAGUAUAGAGUGUAGACUUUUUUCUUUUUAAGUGUUGUAAUUAAAAUGGAAAGCUUCAUUUAUCAAUAAUCUAUAUUGCUGUCUUUAGAGCCAUGAUGUGUUAUGACGGACUGUACAGCUGUGGGAGGAAUAUCCCUAAAAAUCGUACUUGUGUUGCUGUUGAAUGACAGAAAACUGAAUAAACACAUUGUUUCCCCAAA
This is a messenger RNA of Labrus mixtus (cuckoo wrasse), 1675 nucleotides long. It is a transcript of the gene arr3b, whose product is annotated as arrestin 3b, retinal (X-arrestin). The transcript has 17 exons. Lineage: Eukaryota; Metazoa; Chordata; Actinopteri; Labriformes; Labridae. Gene Ontology annotation, molecular function: G protein-coupled receptor binding. Gene Ontology annotation, biological process: signal transduction; visual perception; G protein-coupled receptor internalization. The record is from RefSeq and is a predicted model, not a curated record. The coding region runs from base 122 to 1198 and encodes 358 amino acids.